GCCAGCUCUGAGCGCCAGCAGGGAGGGGACUUCUGGGACAGGGCCUCAAGGGACAGGACCAGGAAGGGGCCAAGCAGGCCAGCCAGGUGCUCCUGCCACCAUGCAGGAUAGUAACUUCCUGCUGUCCGCCCUGCAGCCCGAGGCCGGUGUGUGUUCCCUGGCCCUGCCCUCCGACCUGCAGCUGGACCGCCGGGGUGCUGAGGGGCCCGAGGUGGAGCGGCUGAGGGCAGCCCGAGUCCAGGAGCAGGUCCGAGCCCGCCUCCUGCAGCUGGGCCAGCAGCCGAAGCACAACCACAAUGGGGCAGCCGAGCCCGAGGGCUUCGCUGAGGUCGCCCGAGGUCCGUCCAGGAGCCAGGACCCCACCCCGCAGGCCGGCUUCAGCUCCCGUUCCCAGGGUCUGGGUGGCCACAAGCCCGCGACCUUCAGGCCCAUCGCCAAGCCGGCCUACAGCCCAGCCUCCUGGUCCUCCCGCUCGGCUGUAGACCUGAGCUGCGGUCGGAGGCUGAGCUCUGCCCACAACGGGGGCGGGGCCUUUGGGGCUGCGGGGUAUGGGGGCAUCCAGCCCGGCGCGCCCAUGGCCGUGCGGCCCGUGUCCUUCCACGAGCGCGGCGGGGCGGGCGGCCGGGCUGACUACGACACGCUGUCCCUGCGCUCACUGCGGCUGGGCCCCAGCGCGCUGGAUGACCGCUACAGCGUGGUGUCGGAGCAGCUGGAGCCCGCGGCCCCCUCCACCUACCGCGCCUUUGCCUACGAGCGCCAGGCCAGCUGCGGCUCGAGCAGGGCGGGGGGCACGGACUGGCCGGAGGGCCCCGAGGGGCCCCCCGGCCGGACCAUCCGCGCCCCUGCCAUGCGCACCCUGCAGCGCUUCCAGAGCAGCCACAGGGGCCGCGGAGGGGCCGGGGCGGUGCCGGGGACCGGCCUGGAGCCCGUGGCCCGGGCCCCGUCCGUGCGCAGCCUCAGCCUCAGCCUGGCGGACUCCGGCCACCUGCCAGACGUGCAUGGGCUGGACAGCUACGCCGGCCACCGCACCCUGCAGAGGCUCAGCAGCGGCUUUGAUGACCUCGACCUGCCCUCUGCAGUCAAGUACCUCAUGGCUGCAGACCCCAACCUGCAGGUGCUCGGGGCGGCCUACAUCCAGCACAGGUGCUACAGCGACACGGCAGCCAAGAAGCAGGCCCGCAGCCUGCAGGCGGUGCCUAGGCUGGUGAAGCUCUUCAACCAUGCCAACCAGGAGGUGCAGCGCCACGCCACAGGGGCCAUGCGCAACCUCAUCUACGACAACGCAGAGAACAAACUGGCCCUGGUGGAGGAGAACGGCAUCUUCGAGCUGCUGCGGACGCUCCGGGAGCAAGAUGAUGAGCUGCGCAAGAAUGUCACAGGAAUCCUGUGGAACUUGUCAUCCAGCGACCACCUGAAGGACCGCCUGGCCCGAGACACGCUGGAGCAGCUCACAGACCUGGUGCUGAGCCCCCUGUCAGGGGCCGGGGGCCCCCCCCUCAUCCAACAGAACGCCUCCGAGGCCGAGAUCUUCUACAAUGCUACCGGUUUCCUCAGGAACCUCAGCUCGGCCUCCCAGGCCACCCGGCAGAAGAUGCGCGAGUGCCACGGGCUGGUGGACGCUCUGGUCACCUACAUCAACCACGCCCUGGAUGUGGGCAAAUGCGAGGACAAGAGCGUGGAGAACGCCGUGUGCGUGCUGCGGAACCUCUCUUACCGCCUGUACGAUGAGAUGCCGCCGUCGGCCCUGCAGCGGCUGGAGGGCCGGGGCCGCGGGGCCCUGGCCGGGGCGCCAGCCAGCGAGGUGGUGGGCUGCUUCACACCUCAGAGCCGGCGGAUGCGUGAGCUGCCCCUCACAACCGAUGCGCUCACCUUUGCCGAAGUGUCCAAAGACCCCAAGGGCCUGGAGUGGCUGUGGAGCCCCCAGGUGGUGGGGCUGUACAGCAGGCUGCUGCAGCGCUGUGAGCUGAACCGGCACACCACAGAAGCGGCCGCGGGGGCGCUGCAGAACAUCACUGCCGGCGACCGCAGGUGGGCGGGUGUGCUGAGCCGCCUGGCCUUGGAGCAGGAGCGCAUCCUGAACCCCCUUCUGGACCGGGUACGGACUGCUGACCAUCACCAGCUGCGCUCGCUCACAGGACUCAUCCGAAACCUGUCUCGCAACGCCAGGAACAAGGAUGAGAUGUCCACCAAGGUGGUGAGCCACCUGAUCGAGAAGCUUCCGGGCAGUGUGGGUGAGAAGUAUCCUCCAGCCGAGGUGCUGGUCAACAUUAUAGCGGUGCUCAACAACCUGGUAGUGGCCAGUCCCAUCGCCGCCCGCGACCUGCUCUACUUUGAUGGUCUCCGAAAACUCAUCUUCAUCAAGAAGAAGCGAGACAGCCCUGACAGUGAGAAGUCCUCCCGAGCAGCCUCCAGCCUCUUGGCCAACCUGUGGCAGUACAGCAAGCUCCAUCGAGACUUCCGGGCGAAGGGCUAUCGGAAGGAGGACUUCUUGGGCCCAUAGAUGAAGACUUGUGGAGGACAAGGUGGAGCGUUCCAGCUUCGGAGUGGGCAGACUUGGCGCCAGCUGCUCACUCGCCCAGCUGGAGGAGGAGCUGAUGGCCAUAGGGUCUCACCUCCUAGAGGCUGGAGACAGCGGGAAGGGUGGGGUCUGGCAGCUUGGGGCUGGUUUCUGCAGGGGGUGGGGGCAGGGCUUGAGCUACUCUGGUGCGUGGGGUGGAACCCGGUCAUAAUGCAGAGGUGAGGCUGUCCUUAGCCUGGCAGGGCCGCAGGAGCACUGAGA
This is a messenger RNA of Dipodomys spectabilis (banner-tailed kangaroo rat), 2779 nucleotides long. RefSeq names its product plakophilin 3 (gene Pkp3). Gene Ontology annotation, molecular function: cadherin binding. The record is from RefSeq and is a predicted model, not a curated record. NCBI's taxonomy places the organism in Eukaryota, Metazoa, Chordata, Mammalia, Rodentia, Heteromyidae. Gene Ontology annotation, biological process: cell-cell adhesion; cell-cell junction assembly. Gene Ontology annotation, cellular component: adherens junction; nucleus; cytoplasm.